AUGAGAAUCCCUUGAUGGCAGAAUGAGACUUUCUAGUCCAGUCUGUGCAUGCUCCGUGGGGUCAGAUACGCGCUCUGAGAUGUUAAACUCUCACCUCCUCUUCCUGCCUCCCCUCUGGUGGGUGCGAGACCCUGUGACCUUUCCACCUGCAGCAGGUCGGAUGAGUCUGAUCCCUUUCUCCUCCUCAGCUCCGCGUCAACAAUAACAAAAAUAAAUAAAUAAAUAAGAGAGAGAGACGCGGCGCAAAUAAGCGAACCUGUCGACGUCCUUCAGCGCAUCUGUGGCCACAGCUCUAAUUAUCUGCCCACGCCAGGAUGCGCCGCGCCGCGCCGCUUCGCCAAAGCAGAGCAAUGUUUCCGCCUGCUUGUCAUUACCGCUCUCUUGACUGCUGGAUGCGGACGCGCCGCCGCCGCCUCAGCUCGCCCGCCGCGCAAGUUCUUCCACCGUGCGCCUCCGUGUUUCGAAACACUGUUCAGGUGUGAUCUUCUCCCUUUCUCCCAUCUCGCCGCCCCUGCAGGAAGUGUCUGUAUACUGUACAUUACUAUGCGAGCAGAGGGGCUGGAGGUCGGCGCAGCCCGGGACUGAUCGCUCUCUUGACACCGCGCGCCUCUUCCUCUUCCUCGGACGCGUCUUGGAGGUACAAAAGCUGCUGCUCCGGAUCUCCUUGGUAGUGCCAUGUCCGCGCGAAAGACGUCGUUGACGGACAAGCAGGCUAAAAACGGCACGUCAAAAUAUGUGUUGGAGAGAUGCGCCUCCAUCAACGAGUACUAUGAUGUUGCCUUCAAGGUGAUGCUGCUCGGAGACUCUGCGGUGGGGAAGACGUGCAUCUUGGUGCGCUUUAAAGACGGCGCGUUUCUGGGAGGAAACUUUAUAGCCACCGUCGGAAUAGACUUUAGGAAUAAAGUGGUGGAAGUUGACAACCUGAAAGUCAAGCUGCAGAUCUGGGACACAGCUGGUCAGGAGAGAUUCCGCAGCGUAACGCACGCCUACUACAGAGAUGCCCAGGCGUUACUUCUACUUUAUGAUAUCACCAACAAGCCAUCUUUUGACAACAUCAGGGCUUGGCUGACUGAAAUAUUCGACUAUGCCCAGAAGGAUGUGGUCAUCAUGUUGCUCGGCAACAAGUCAGACAUGGCUGCAGAGAGGGUGGUGAAGACGGAGGAAGGAGAGAAGCUGGCCAAGGAAUACGGAGUGCCGUUUAUGGAGACCAGUGCGAAGACGGGGGUCAACGUGGAGCUGGCUUUUCUCGCAAUAGCAAAGGAGCUGAAGCACAGAGCGACGCAGCUGCCAAAUGAGCCCAAGUUCAAGCUUCACGACUACAUCGAAUCUCAGAAGCACAAGUCUGGCUGCUGCAGGCUCGGGUAGCAGACGCCGAACGCCACGCAGAGAGACGGAUAAAGGGUAGAGAAAGGAUGGAAGGAGGAAGGGAGGGAGGGAGGGAUUGAAGAUGGGGUCAAGGUAAAAAGAAUAAAGAUAAAAUGUCAGCUCUCUCUUAUGAAAAGCCAAUCCAAGCAACCAUACCCCCCACCCCCAACACACACAACCCCUCCCGAGAGGCGGAUGUUCUUCUGCGCAGAGCUUUUGGCUGAGUGGAAGCGAAUCUGGACUUACUGCCAUCCCUUUGCUGAAAUGUGAAUUUAAAUAGUUUGUGUAAUGUGUAGAAACGUUCGUGGUCUUUGUGGUGACAGUUGUAUCCGAGUACAAAUCAGGAGUAACAAUCUGAAAUGCUAUACCCGUCUGCAGGGACUCCCUUGACAAGCGGCAGGUUUUCAUGGACCAUCAAAGCGACUGUUGAUGUGGAUAUAGCAUUUUAUUUUUAUUUUUUUCUCUCUGUGUGAACUGAACCCCAUCCUUCUGGCCUUACAGUCUCCAUCUUCAGUCGAGAGCUCACAGUCAGGUUGUAGCUAAAUGGCCUACAUCUGUUCACAUCUGUACUGCUGUUAGGUAGAAUAAAGCCAAUAUUUUGAGGGUAAUUACCAACCUCGUGUCUGUCUGUACGUUCAUGUCGAGAUGCUGUAGGUGUACCGUUCCAGUUACAACUUCAUGGAUGUUAAUGUCACAUUUAUUUAGGCAUUUAAUUAUAUUUUUAAACGUACUUUUUUCUUCGUGUGCCGCUUUUCCAACAUUAAACUUCAAUGAUUUUUCCAGAAAAGAACCAGAAGUUUAAUCUACGGUCGUUCUCCAACUCACAGGGCGUCGAAUUGGUCAUUCAACACUGGGGAAGACUUAAGUUUGAUGGUGUCAAAUUUUAGUCUACAAUAAGUUUUCAAUACAAUUAAGUUAUUGGUUUCUAGAAAAUGCUAGUUUUAGUGGUUAAAUAUUCCUAAGCGCCAUAAAUGAGCUUCCUGUAUAAUUCUGGCUUAACAUACGUCUUCUUUUCUUAGCAGAACGAGCGCAGUUCAGUAAAAUGGUUGGUUUCUCAGGGCAAGCCCAGCAGAGGGACACAAACUGUACAUUUUCAACCUACUUCUUUAGGUGAAGGUAAUUCAAGAAUAUUCAUAAUAGCCAGCUUUAUCCAUUUAAAAUCCAGUUUUAUCGUGAGUGUUGGAUCGUUGUCCUGUUUGAACACCAAACUGUUAGUAAUAUUCGACCAUCUAGUUGUUGACUUUUAAGUAAAGUUGAGGAGUUUGGGGUUAGUCCUCCGUAAUUAUUCCCUGGACUCAAGUUAAAAAUCAUGUAAUUUCCUCCAUUUUGUUCACUGGAUUGCCUAGUUGCACUCGUAGUGUAAGGGAACCCUACAGAGUCAAUUUGCAAGCAAACUGAGACUGAUGAUUUUGUGUUUUGUUGCUCACCUUCUUGGUCCACACCAGAGUCUCCCAUUAAACUAUCCAUUGAAACGAACUCUGGUCCGUUUUCAGUGUACCAAACAGUGAAAGCGCCAGAGUGAGCUCAAUGUUUGCCCCAUCUGACUAUAAAUCUGAAACGAUGCUUAAAGUCUGAAGGCCUCGUGAAGAGUGAUGCCCUCAAGCCUCCGUGUUCCCUGGGUUGUUUAUUAACGUCCAAAUGAAUUUGGAUCAAGUGGUUUGAAACUCGGGCAGAACUUGUGAUCCAACAGGACAAUGAUCUCAAACACACACACCAAAAAAAAAAAAAAACUGGGUCAGUGUCAGUAAACCGAUCAAGUUAAGUGAACUCUACUUAUUCUGCUUUGAAGAGCAUUCAGAUAUUCCACCUUACGUUAUAUGUUGCACUGUCAGUCGAUUCUGUAAGAACAGUUUCAAAGAAAUCCUUAAAAGUGAAAGCUUACUGGGACGUUCAUACAAACGUCUUACUGGUGCUGUAGUUUCACCCCAUAUGAAUAAUGAUAAUAAUAAAAACAUACUCAUACAGAUUCCUACACGCCCCCCAAGCAUUAUUGUGUCUCUUCUAAUGAUGGAUGUUGUUGUUGAGGCUGUGCCAAGCUGUAUUUGUUGAUGCACCACAUUCUGUAUUACUUUGUACUCUGUUCAUUAUGAAUGUUUGGUUGUCUCUCCCUCCUCGGAGGCGUCACAGUGAUCACAAAGUGCCAUUAAAGUGCUUUGUUAUCGUACGAAAGAUAUAAAAAGUAUAUUUUGUAAUGUA
Messenger RNA from Poecilia latipinna (sailfin molly), 3561 nucleotides. RefSeq names its product ras-related protein Rab-37. Gene Ontology annotation, molecular function: GTPase activity; GTP binding. The record is from RefSeq and is a predicted model, not a curated record. The transcript has 9 exons. Bases 676 to 1365 code for a protein of 229 amino acids. Lineage: Eukaryota; Metazoa; Chordata; Actinopteri; Cyprinodontiformes; Poeciliidae.